AUGGAACCUGUAACGCCACAGCCGGCUGACAAGCCCCUGCCCCUGGCAACUCGCAUGAAGCAAUACGAGGCAUCUUUUGACUUCACUUUGCCUUCCGGGCUACCUGUUAUUCUACGUCUCGAUGGUCAUGCUUUCUCGAACUUCACCAGCCAUUUCUGCCGGCCAUUCGAUCAACGUAUACAUGAUGCAAUGAUUGCAGUAUGCACAGAUCUGCUCGCGUAUUUCCCCUCGGCGACUCUCGCCUAUACCCACUCCGACGAGAUCACGCUGGUUUUUCCCGAUGGUGUGCAAAGCUUCAAUGAACGCGUACAGAAGCUAUCGAGCAUAGCUGCAGGUUACUGCUCCGUUCGUUUUAACACACACCUUACCACCCUCCUAGCAGCAAGCCCAGAGCCAAAAGUUAAAGAUUCGGCCUUCGAGCGUCUAGGGACUGCCCAUUUCGAUGCGCGUUUCUUUACUGUCCCAAACGUGGAGGAGGCAUUCAAUUGCGUUCUUUGGAGGUGUCGUACGGAUGCUGUGCGUAACUCAGUCAAUGCAUUCGCGCGCACUAUGUACUCGACCAAAGAGAUGCAGAAGAAAACAACCGAGGACUUGAUUGAGAUGAUGCGGAGGGACAAAAACGUGGUUUAUGAAGAGGCAGUGCCACGAUGGGCGAUCGAAGGUUGUUUACUCAAGCGUGUGCAGGUAGAACACGAAGGCGUAAAUCUGAAGACGGGGAAACUUGAGAAGACGUUGCGAACGAGGACGAGAGUCGAGGAGAGAGGCGUGAGAAAAUUCUCGAUGGAGAAUCUGAAGCUUGUAACGGAAAAGUAUUGGUAA
Boeremia exigua is the source of this 819-nucleotide messenger RNA. Its product is annotated as tRNAHis guanylyltransferase-domain-containing protein. The coding region runs from base 1 to 819 and encodes 272 amino acids. The transcript has a single exon. Gene Ontology annotation, biological process: tRNA modification. The record is from RefSeq and is a predicted model, not a curated record. Lineage: Eukaryota; Fungi; Ascomycota; Dothideomycetes; Pleosporales; Didymellaceae. Gene Ontology annotation, molecular function: magnesium ion binding; tRNA guanylyltransferase activity.